UGCGUCUCAAACAGUUGGUUUCCAUCAUGAGUGGAUGCCCAUUUUUGGGAAAUAAUUUAGGAUACACUUUUAAAAAAGUAUCUGCAGAAGGAAAUGAAGAAGACAAUUCACAGACCGGUGUAAAUAGAGCCAGCAGAGGAGGACUUAUCUAUGGGAACUACCUGCAUCUGGAAAAAGUUUUGAAUGCACAGGAACUUCAGAGUGAAAUAAAAGGAAAUAAAAUCCAUGAUGAACAUCUUUUUAUUAUAACUCAUCAAGCUUAUGAACUGUGGUUUAAGCAAAUCCUCUGGGAAUUAGAUUCUGUCCGAGAGAUCUUUCAGAAUGGACACGUCAGGGAUGAAAGGAAUAUGCUCAAGGUUGUUACUCGGAUGCACCGAGUGUCGGUGAUUCUUAAAUUACUGGUUCAGCAGUUCACUGUUCUGGAAACAAUGACAGCCCUGGACUUCAAUGACUUCAGAGAGUACUUAUCGCCUGCAUCAGGCUUCCAGAGUCUGCAGUUUCGACUCCUAGAAAAUAAGAUAGGUGUUCUUCAGAGUUUGAGAGUCCCUUACAACAGAAGACAUUAUCGCGAUAACUUCAAAGGAGAAGAGAAUGAACUGCUCCUUAAGUCUGAGCAGGAAAAAACACUUCUGCAACUCUUGGAGGCAUGGCUGGAAAGAACACCAGGAUUAGAGCCACAUGGAUUUAACUUCUGGGGAAAGUUUGAAAAAAAUAUCAUCAAAGGCCUGGAAGAAGAAUUCACAAGGAUCCAGGCUAAAGAAGAUUCAGAGGAAAAAGAGGAACAGAUGGCUGAAUUUCAGAAACAAAAAGAAGUGUUACUCUCCUUAUUUGAUGAGAAACGCCACGAGCAUCUCCUUAGUAAGGGUGAAAGACGAUUGUCAUACAGAGCACUGCAGGGAGCCUUGAUGAUAUAUUUUUACAGGGAAGAGCCUAGAUUCCAGGUCCCAUUUCAGUUACUGACAUCUCUUAUGGACAUCGACACCCUCAUGACCAAAUGGAGAUAUAACCACGUGUGCAUGGUGCACAGGAUGCUGGGCAGCAAGUCGGGCACCGGUGGGUCCUCAGGCUAUCAGUACCUGCGCUCAACUGUGAGUGACCGGUACAAGGUAUUUGUAGACUUAUUUAAUCUUUCAACAUACCUGGUUCCCCGACACUGGAUACCGAAGAUGAACCCAAUAAUUCAUAAGUUCCUUUAUACAGCGGAAUAUUGUGACAGCUCUUACUUCAGCAGUGAUGAAUCAGAUUAAAAUUGUGAAGAGCAUUAAUUUUCAAUC
Messenger RNA from Condylura cristata (star-nosed mole), 1274 nucleotides. RefSeq names its product tryptophan 2,3-dioxygenase (gene TDO2). NCBI's taxonomy places the organism in Eukaryota, Metazoa, Chordata, Mammalia, Eulipotyphla, Talpidae. The transcript is spliced from 12 exons. Gene Ontology annotation, molecular function: metal ion binding; L-tryptophan 2,3-dioxygenase activity; heme binding. The record is from RefSeq and is a predicted model, not a curated record. The coding region runs from base 27 to 1247 and encodes 406 amino acids.